Messenger RNA from Vitrella brassicaformis, 2143 nucleotides. NCBI's taxonomy places the organism in Eukaryota, Vitrellaceae. The record is from the annotation of a GenBank genome assembly.
CGUUCGUUAACGGACACCGAGGUCCCGGCCCCUGAGGGCAUGCUGUGUCCAUGAAACCGUUUGUCACAUCGAGGAAACUAAGAAAGCCAUCGCUUGCGCCAUCAAAAGAAACUAAGCCAGCGCACGUUGCACAGGGAGAGACCAUGCAAAUACCAUGCAACGUGCAUCACAAUGAGCGAGUCGAUCAACUCCUUCACCCAAACUGUCUGAUGAACACUCGCUGUGAAGUCGGUCUGCCACCGUUCCCAUCUCAUGCGAUCGAUGUCGGUCGGUCUGUCUGUCUGUCUUUGUCGGUCUCUCCCCGUGUUGGUGGAGCGUAUUUGUGUGUCUGUCUGUCUGUCUGUCUGUCCUCAGCGGAUGGCCCACAGCUCAAUGUCAUCAGCCAUGAGCACCGCCGCCUCAGUCUCGAUGUCGGCCAAGUACCAGCGUGAGUCGGUCUCACUCGGGCCGCCACUCACCUUGAGCAUCACCUCCUCGCCUCGCUGACGAGACACACACACAAGAUGCGUAUCACACCAUGGUAUGGUGUGAUACGCCUGACUGACUGACUGGCACAGCCCACCUGCAAGGAAACGAAUCCCCGGCCCGACCCGUCUCUGGUCAUGGCCACACACAGCUUGACGGUCUUGGACGUCACGGGCAGCUGCACCGAGGGGUCGUUGGUCUUGAUGUGCAGCAUCACGGCAUAGACAGUCGCAGACGUCAGUGUGUGUGUGGGGGGCACGUCGGGUGGUUUUGAGCAGGGUGGGCGAGCUCUGCAUGACAAUUGCAUGGCUGCAUGGCUCGUCGCUGUCACAGUGAUGGAUCAUGAGACACAGUGGGCCGGAGGGCAGCUCGUGGCGCACGGCGUGGGUGACUGAGUGGCAGAGAGCACUCAGUGUGUUGUUCGCCUCACUUGCCCUGCGAACAACACUCACACACCACACACAGAUGAGCACGUGCCCCUCUCUCUGUCCCUCUGUGUGGCCUGGCUGCAAAUUUCCCUCGGGACCCUGACCCUUCGACUCGACUCACUUGUGCAGCUUGUGGAGCACAUUGUGUGGCAGGUUCAUGGCCCUGCACUUGGUCAGCACCACCUCCAGGGCAGCAGCAGACACCGUUGCAGUAUCCACCUUCGGGUGGGAUGCUGGCGCGGCGGUGAGGGUGCGUGCGGCAGUGGGUGUGUGUGGCAGUGGCUGCAGGCGGGCGGGGGGCGGGAGAGGGGGCGUCUUGGCUGUGUUGUUGGCCGGUGGUCGUGCGCGAGAAGAAGAUGGCGCGGCGCUGGGACGCAUCGGCGGCGGCGGCGGCGGCGAGACGGGUCGCUGCGAAAACGGGUCCUGAUCACACACACAUGCAUCAGCACAGAGAAUGAGUGUGAGUCGGCGUGUUGUCUUCGUGUGUGUGAGGCAGCUAGUUUACCUGCACCCGCUUCCAAACCGGUUCAUGUCCACAGCGGGGUCGGUCGGCGUAGAGACCUCCAACUGGCCUCGACGACUGCUUGUCGGGCUCAGGUGUGGUGGUGUGCUCGGAAAAAGGCCGAGAGUCGCCAUGAUCGAUGUAGACACGCCGCACUGGCACAGACACGUCAUCGACAGGCGAACGCUCGGCACGCGACUGAAGGAAACAUGGCACACGAUCCAUCCAUCCAUCCAUCCAUUCAUCCACCCCUCUCUGUCUUUGUGUGUUGACCUGUGUGUUGUCAACUGACGCAGCAGCAACAACAUCUUCAACAACCGAACGCAGCACACGACGCACCUGAACAGCAGAAGCAUCCACACAAGGCCUUCGUCCCUCCCUCUAUCUCUGUGUGAGUGUGUUGUGUAUGUUGACCUGUGCAUCGUCAUCGUCGAUGUCGUUCUGCCUGCGGCGACGACGUGUGGUGGGCGGCAUCGGCAAAUCGCUGAACUGGUCCUGUCGACACCGUCACGGGCACUUGGUCUUAGUGAGUGUGUGUUCCUGUGUAUGUGUCACCUCUGAGUUGUCGUUGGUGCGGACAUUGCGGAAACAAGAGCGAUACGGCGGUGGAUUGAUCACCUGAGACACACAUACACACACACACACACACAUACCAUCCGUCUGUCUGUCUGUCUGUCUGUCACAACUACUCGGAGCAUCAUCAUUGGAUCUGCAGUGUCUCACCCCGUCGCCUGAGCUGUCACUGUCC